GUUUCCAUGCGAGUUUUAGCGUGUCGGCCGCGAUGGGCUGUGAUUGGCUGGCCGGGUGACAUCACCCCGCCCCCUGAGGCUGUGUGCUGGUGACGUCGGGGAGAGAGCUCGUCCUUGUGAGUCUAUGAGUGUGAGAGAGUGUGAGGGGAGCCGGAGGCGCUGCGGAGAGUCGGGUCUGUUGCUGCCGCCACCCUGCGCUGAGGAUUUAGUAAUUCCCCCCGGGUUACUGAGUGACGUCCCCCUGGGUAAGGAGUCUCCACCCUCAGCUCUGCGUGCCGGGAUCAGCCCUCCGCCGUAUGCCAGAGCCUCCAUGGAACGACGACUGAGUAACGUCAUCCAGCCAGGUGGCCACUAGGACCCGGAGGUGAUGACGUGUCCUGGGAAGCGAGUGGUACGGCGAGUGUGGGAUUCGGCAGUGAAAAGCUCCAGGGUGGAAUGAAGGGGCGAUCGCUGGUCCAGUAGCGACGGGUUUCCGGAAACGUCUGGCAGAGGCUGAAGGAUGGAUGAUUCCGGGUGCUGCAGCAGCACCGCCGCCCCAGACCCAUCGAUGAGGUUCUCUACUGUGGACUACAUCAUCUUCGCCCUGCUGUUGGUCCUGUCCUCUGCUAUCGGCCUGUACUAUGCCCUCAGCGGCGGGAGGCAACGGACGACGCAGGAGUUCCUGCUGGCAAACCGCAGCAUGGGGUUCCUGCCCGUAGCCCUCUCCCUGCUGGCCACCUUCCAGUCAGCCGUGGCCAUCCUGGGAGUGCCGUCAGAGAUGUACCGCUUCGGCACGGAGUACUGGUUCCUAGGCUGCUCGUACAUCAUUGGACUGCUGAUUCCUGCUUACAUCUUCAUUCCCAUCUUCUACCGGCUGCGGCUCACCAGCACCUAUGAGUACCUGGAGCUGCGGUUCAGUAAAUCCGUGCGGAUCUGUGGCACCGUCACCUUUAUAUUCCAGAUGGUGAUCUAUAUGGGGGUGGUGUUGUAUGCGCCAGCGUUGGCCUUCAAUGCAGUAACAGGAUUCAGCCUCUGGGGGACAGUAUUGACCAUGGGAUUGGUCUGCACUCUGUACACUACACUGGGUGGUCUGAAGGCGGUUAUCUGGACUGAUGUCAUCCAGACCAUGGUGAUGUUUGCGGGGCAGCUUGCGGUGAUCAUUGUCGGCACCAUGAAGGUGGGCGGGAUGGGUGAAGUCUGGCGCGUGGCCCAGGAGAAUAACAAGAUCUCUGGAAUAAAUUUCAAUCCGGACCCGUUUACCCGUCAUUCCAUCUGGUCUCUCGGUAUCGGAGGCGUUUUCCUGAUGUUGUCGCUGUACGGGGUGAACCAGGCCCAGGUGCAACGCUACCUCAGCUCCCGCACAGAGAAGGCGGCCAUAUGGUCCUGUUACGCCGUGUUUCCCUGCCAGCAGUUGGUGCUGGCAUUGGGCUGCCUGACCGGGCUGGUGAUGUUUGCCUACUACCAGAUGAAUGAGAUCCGCAACCCGGAAAUAAUAUCCGUACCUGAUCAGUUGGUCCUGUACUUUGUUAUGGACAUUCUGCAGGACUUUCCUGGCCUCCCGGGGCUGUUUGUGGCCUGUCUCUUCAGCGGUGCGCUCAGCACCAUCUCCUCCGCGUUUAACUCUCUGGCCACGGUGACCAUGGAGGAUCUGAUCAAGCCCCACUUCCCGAACCUCCCGGAGUCCCGAGCGACGCUGCUCUGCAAAGCUCUCGCUCUUGGCUACGGUCUCCUCUGCCUUGGAAUGACCUAUUUAUCCUCUCUGAUGGGCUCCGUAUUGCAGGCAGCUCUGAGUAUUUUUGGCAUUGUCGGAGGACCCCUUCUAGGACUCUUCAGUCUCGGAUUCUUCUUUCCCUUCACCAAUUCCAUUGGUGCCAUCAGUGGCCUGGUAGCUGGACUCGUCAUGGCGUUUUGGAUCGGCAUUGGCAGUUUUGUCUCUCGGAUGCCAGCGGCCUUCUCCCCCCUGCUGAAUGUCACCAGUGCCCCAGAGGUCGGGAACCUCACCACUGCCAUAAUGACCACAGUGCUAACGUCCGGGGCCGCCGCUAAAAGCUUGACGGGCCUGCAGAGGUUCUACUCACUCUCCUAUAUGUGGUACAGCGCACACAACUCCACCACGGUCGUCAUAGUGGGGAUCAUCGUCAGCCUGCUCACAGGCCCUCUGAAGGGGAAGGACGUGGACCCCCGCACGGUGUACCUGGUUCUGCCCAAGCUUCUGUUCUUCCUGCCAGAGAGAUACAAGGAGAGGCUGAGAUUUGGGGUGGCACACCUAGAAGAGGUAGGAGAGCGUCAGAAGUCCAGGCUGUUGAAGGAUGAGCAAAACCUCCCGAAGCCCGUAGAAGCAGACAAGUCCUAUAACGGUUUCCUGAAUGGAGGUGUCAAAGGAACCCAGAAGGAGGAGAUGGAAGAGUGUUGUGCUGGAUUUUCUCGUUCCGAUGGUAGACACUCGUACGUUGUCCAUGAGACGUCUCUCUGAUGAAAUACACUGCGCUAGGGGUGCAGAGCUUCCGGCCGGUCCGUGUGAGGAGCCCGGAGGACCUGUUCCGAUGUGCUGCCUUCAGGAUCUUGGAGAACAAACUAGAGAUCGCUGUGUCUGCUAUGACCCUGCCUGUUCCAGCAGUCUGUGGCGUCCACCUUCCUGCGUUCUCCUCUCGCCACAUUGGUCUCCUGGAUCUGUAACGGUCUUAUGCCAGAGCCACCAAAGCCAGUUCUCGUGCCAGAAAAUGUCAUGUACCGUAAAUGACUUGUGUACGUACGUGUAUAGUGUCUAUUGGACUCCUUAAAGACUGAUCUCCCACCACUUGGCGUGAUGCUGGUCUCCAAAAUUGAUGACUGUGUCUUUCAUUGGAGGCUUUUGCAACAUUUGUGUGACCUAGAACUGUAACCCUAUCGUAUGGGGAUCUGGUUUGCCUUUACAGUCCAUUGCAGCACAUGAUGUAGGUACUGUGAUCAAAGUGUUGAUGAAUGAUGUUGCUGAUGUCCUUGAGCUGGUCUCAAGGUUUCCUGAAGUGUCUUGCGCACAGUGAGUAGCUACCCUCAUCACAGACAGCCGGGGGGCGCUACUGGCCAUCUUUACACUUUCCUCCCAUGGUUUAUAUUGAUCUCCCUACUGUUUCUAGACGCUGGUGUUCCAGAACGCUGUUUAUUGCAUCUACCGUAGUGAGCUGGUUUCCUUCUAUAUACAGUAUGAGUUAUUACGAAGCUGUCUCUGUGCUUGAGAUCACCAUUGGCCAAACUCUCUCUCUCCUCGCAGCAGAUCAUGUUUUCCAGAACACUUUUUAAAAUGUGACCGUUCGUAAAGAAUGCACCUGUGCACAAGGUAGGAGAGAGAUAAAAGCACCAGCCAAUCGGCUCCUAACGGCCAUGUGACGGGCUGUGAUUGAUAAGUGACAGCUAGGAGGUGGUUGCCUUGUACUUUAUCACUCUCCAAGGUUUUAUACAUUUCCCCGUAAGUCUUAUAGAGGCCACUGAGGACAUCCUUUGACCACCCCUGCUUUAGGUGACGUGAUAAGUGUCUCUGGCAGAGUCCAGACCACUGUGGUGUCCUUCACAAGGGGGUGAGGUGGGCCUGUUCUUCCCCCUGGUCUGUGGAGAUGGCACAGGUCUGAUGCCUAAAUGAACCAUACAUCAUUAUACGCUGCAGCUGUGGGUGGGAAGUGCUGCUCUCCUCUGUAACCCAAGUAUAGUUCUUUUGUAGAGUGACGUGACUUACAAUCCUAGUCCUUUAAUGACCCGGAACUUUAUGACGGCCUUCGAGGUCACCGUACAAAUUGAUGUAUGCUGAAUUUUCGCUUUACAGUUCUCGGACAUUAAUAACCUACCCCCAUAAUCGUAACGCAUUCUCUAUCAUAUAAUGAUGCUACCACUAGGGUGGUCAAUCCCGGGAUUUAGGCCAAAAAUCGUUGGGAUUGGAAGCUCCAAUCCCAGGGAUUUCGGGAUCAGGCAGACCCAUUGGUUUGUUUUGUUUUUUUUAAUGCCGGACAGCAUUGAUCGUCCUCAGAAGGCUCAGGCGCUGCCCAUCUCCCACCUCUCGGCUCCUCCUGCGCAGCGUGACGUAGCCAGCCGCCUGCCACCCGCCGCACGGAUCUCGCCAAAGGAAGUGAUCCAAGGUAUCAUGGUGAGUUGUGGGAGGGCUACACAGGAAACAAACCAAUCCCGGUAUUGAAAAAAUGGCCCAGGAUUGGCAACCCUAGCUACCACCCUUCCUUUUACUACACCAAAAUGUUUCCACCAAAGACGUAUGGUGGAGGCGGGUAUUCUGUAUGUUGGGGUGCACCCUGAACUACCUCCCAUGAGGCUUCGCGCACAUAUAUACUGUACCAAAAGCCUUUUAAAAUAAGUACUUUAGAUGGUGUGGGUUGUGUUUUACGUGCUAGGAGGGGGGCUACAUCGUAGGAGCAGCCACUACGUGUAGUGGACCUGUGUAACCAUCUGUGUAGUCCUUCCACCUUCUCAGGACCUCGGUGGCCGUUGCUGGGUCCGCCGGACUGUGUUUCUGGGUGGCUUCGCUUUCCCAGGGGCAUGAAGAGCUUGCAGCAGAUUGGGUGGCAGACAGUUGAAGUCUGUGCGAAUCCUGUGAUCCUGUUUAUAGAAUCUAAAGCAAUUUGUCACUUGGCCGAAUGUUGUGUCCUAUCCAUGAGCAGGUCAACCUAAAGGUGUCACCAGCGGGGAAUUUAGAUUAGAGACCGUCACUGUCUACGCCUGGUAACUCUUGUUUCUGUACUUGAAUUUGUGGCGUCUGCUGCUAGAAGUUUUUCUUUUCUCUUUGAAAUGGUGACCUGGCUGCUUCCAUUGAUCGCUCAUUACAGUAAGUAGGCUAAUUCAACGUAUGCGUUUUACGUCCUCAUCUUCCCCCAACUGACCGGCCUAUGUCGUCAUCUUUCCCCGACCGGCCUACGUCGUCAUCUUUCCCCGACUGACUGGCCUACGUCGUCAUCUUUCCCCGACUGACUGGCCUACGUCGUCAUCUUUCCCCGACUGACUGGCCUACGUCGUCAUCUUCCCCCGACUGACUGGCCUACGUCGUCAUCUUCCCCCGACUGACUGGCCUACGUCGUCAUCUUCCCCCGACUGACUGGCCUACGUCGUCAUCUUCCCCCGACUGACUGGCCUACGUCGUCAUCUUCCCCCGACUGACUGGCCUACGUCGUCAUCUUUCCCCGACGGACCGGCCUCCUCCGCGUGUUGUGAGUUGCACUUGGUGUUCUGCAAGCAGCGCGUUUUAUGAAACUGAACAAACACCUCAAUAAUAAUGUGAUGGGAAAGUCCCCGUACAGUUGUAAAUUGCUAUAUUUAUCUUCAUGUGAGCCGUGUCCCGGUUUGUGUUGCGAGUGUGGUGAUGACCUUACUGUGCGAGUAUACACUCUGUUUUGUGCCUUUAAUGUUUGUACGUCAUGUGUAAUGUACAUAAACAAAUACAAGGAUAUUUUCUAAUCUGAUAGUAAAUUAUUAAGUAAUAACUGAAUAGUGUUAAUAAUAUUCUGACGGGUUAUAUACUGGGAAUUUUGGAGAAUUGGCUUCGACCAAUUGGUGCAAAAUCUCCCCCAUUCACUUACUUAUUGGGGACAGCUCUCCAAACCAGUACACGCGGAAAGAUGCCAAAAUAUUGCACAAUCCCGAUUGCAUUUGAUUUUCUGAAUUAUAAAAAUGAUGCUACUCUGAUUGCUAUGUGUACAGCAGCUUCCUCCUGUACACCAGUUUCCAAAGAUAUCUCUCCCCUCCCCCUUAUUGCAGGUGUGUUCUCUCAGGAACGCACUGAAGCUGAAUUUAUUUAAACUUGUAUUUUUGGAGUGUCAAAUGAUUGCAGAGGGAAGGGGGGGGGGGGGGGGAUUUUACAGAGCUCAGAGGGACAUUCCAAAGCCUCUCUGCACACUACAUUGUGCACCAUCCGAUCGGGGUAGCCUCAUAACAAAGUACUGCUGCUUUAAGGCCAUAUCUGUUUCAGCAAUAUUUUUAUUAAGCUGUAACGAUGAGAAAAAUCUCGGGCAUUGCAACAGCUUAACAAGAUUUGGAUAACAUGCCCUAAUUAAGCUCUGGUAUAGAACAUACAGUGACUCUUGUACUGUUGCUACUUUAUCUGCCAAUUUGCACCAAAUCCUGCUGUCCGGCAUUCCUUUAUAGACUAAGAGGUGCAGAAAAUGUCAGUAAUCCUGUAAUAGUGUGUGCACCCACCACAGCCAGACCCCCCCUCUUCCACAGGGUCCCGGUUGCGUCCUUUCGUCCCUGGUCUUGCAGAGGGAGAGGUCAGGUGGAGUAUGGUGAGGACUAAUGCCCAAUUACAAAUUAUUGGCAGCACUUCAAACGCAAGCUAUUGCAUCUGUUUUGCUGUCAUUUGGAUUUUACAUCAUUCUGGCCAAGUGGUAAAAAUACUUGAAGAGAAAAUCCCAUGAAAAUUAGGAUUUUUAAUUUAAAGUUGUUUGGUUUUUUUUCUCCACUUAUUUGUGACGAAGACGGUGUAAUUAAACUUUUAAGAUCUUAUGAAGUUGACUCUCUGUAACAUGAUACGCACAAGGCUGCUUUAUAGCCAAAACCCCAUUUGUCUGCGCGUUUCACACAUCCGACCCAUGAAGCUGUUGCAGAGGAACAUUUACCAACUCUCCGUAAUAACAGAACGUGUGUACUUUGUGUGACCCAUGCUAUAACUGGAAAUCCUAUCCGUGAUCUCCGAACACGGGUGCCAAAUACGAUUCAUGUGCCUCUGCUCAGGUAACCAGCAGUGUUGUUCCGGUCAUGUGUAUUUGGCUCCUUUUUUUUUUUUCUGUACAUGGUGAUUUAACUCGACUGAAACGAAGUGGAAACGUUUUUUCCGUCUUGUCUUGCACUGGAAUCUGCCAAACGUAUAUAUUUGAAUAAGUAGAGUGUUGUAUAUUUAAAUGUUAUAUCCUUAAUUUAUGUAACGUCAUUCCAUGAUUUGUACAUGAUGACCUAAUUUGAAAAGUUUUCACAAUAAAGAUAAUGGAAAAACAA
Molecule: messenger RNA, 6942 nt
Organism: Pseudophryne corroboree (corroboree frog)
Lineage: Eukaryota; Metazoa; Chordata; Amphibia; Anura; Myobatrachidae
Gene: SLC5A6
Product: solute carrier family 5 member 6
Exons: 17
Coding region: 500-2452 (650 amino acids)
Biological process (GO): pantothenate transmembrane transport; biotin transport; sodium ion transport
Cellular component (GO): membrane
Molecular function (GO): sodium-dependent multivitamin transmembrane transporter activity
Source: RefSeq, a predicted model, not a curated record